Molecule: messenger RNA, 972 nt
Organism: Arachis stenosperma
Lineage: Eukaryota; Viridiplantae; Streptophyta; Magnoliopsida; Fabales; Fabaceae
Exons: 3
Coding region: 271-972 (233 amino acids)
Source: RefSeq, a predicted model, not a curated record
CUUCUAAUUUGGGGGCCCAAAAAAGGUUAAUCUCUUUUCUGGGUCCUUGCAAUUCACCUUCAUGUUGAAUUGAUUUGAACGAAUCAAUUAUAAUUUGAAGCUGCAAGGUUAAAAGAUUCAAUUAUGAAUAUUUGAAAGGAUGUCUAAUAUCUUGCAGCUCUUAUAUAUGUGCCUGUAUGUAUAAAAAAAAAAAAAGAAAUUAGAACAAAAGAUACACACAAUUUCAUUGUUGUGCCUCCUCAAAAGAACUCAAAAACCUUGAGUUCUCAAAUGGAUAACAAAGGAAGUAGCAAGAAAUUUAAAGUGCAAGUUAACCUAAACGGAGACGACAGCGACGUGGAUUCUAUUAAGAGAUAUUCUGUCUCUUCUCUAUCGUCAGACUCAUCAUUAGAUUCUGACGAUAGAGAAGAGCCAGGAAAUAGAAAUAGUUUCGAGCAUAGUUAUGAUCUACAUGUAUAUGAUUCUCCCGUAUGGAGCUACACGGGUGCUUCAACUACACAUUCUCCAUCUCAUUACACAAUGGAAAGCGGUUAUGAUCCGAACAGAAUUCCAGCAUCUGUGUUUGGUAAAUCAAAUCCUAAUGAUCAAUGGAGUGUUGCAUCAAAUGAAUCUUUGUUUAGUAUCCGAUUAGGGAAUGGGAGUUUCAUAACUAGGGACAUUUCUUUUGCAAUGAACAAUAAUAAUAACAAAUCCGGGGAACUUUACAAUGUUUCCAUGCCAUUGCCAACUGUUCAGGAAGUGAGUUAUGAAGAAAACAACAACAGACACUCCGUCUCGUCGGAUUCGUCGGACGGAAGUUUGGUUCUUGAUUUGGAAAAGCAUGAACGUAAGAAUGAUGAGGAAUCAAGAAAAGUUGAGACAAAAGUAUUGGACAAAACAACAAUGGAUCAUCAUAGUAAAGAAGCAAAUAAUGCCCCUGUUGUGUCUUACAGAUCCAUGGAGAGCGGUCGUUCGUUUCAGUUUCCGAUGUAA